AUGGCAGAAGAUGUAGCCAGCAACGAGCCGGAGGAGGAGUUGCGCGAACAAGGCCGAGAUGAAAAGCAGCCUUCAGCAGCAUUUGCAGCCGACGCUGACGCUCCGGCAGAGGAAACCGCACUUAAAGGACGGCAACAGCUGCUGGAACGGCUCCAAGCGACCCUGGACAACCUCACAGACCUGAAGCAGUUGGAAGAGGCAGUUCGAACCGUCGAGAAGCUCCAGUCGGAUCGGGCAGGGCGGCAGCCAGCACUCAUUCGUCAGUUAGCCUUUUACUUCUCGGAUGCCAAUUUGCGCCGCGAUUGGUUCUUGCGGAAAGAGAUCGGAGCUUCGGAAGAAGGAUAUGUGAAGAUCCCCGUGAUUCUCCCCUUCAAGCGACUUCAUCUCAUGGGUUGUUCGACGGCCGCUGAAAUUGUAGCGGCCAUCGAGGCCGCAGAUCCGAAGUUCAAUUUGGAGCUUUCCGACGCACGGGAUGCUGUGCGGCGCACUGGCGGGGCCGCUUUGCCACCUCCGUGUUCUGGCGGCCCCGGUAGCGACUUUGAGAAGCGAGCUGUGCAGCUGACGGGUUUCACGCCAGGUGAUGAGUCGGUGGGCAUCGAGUCCAUGACGGGGCUGUGCGCGAAUUUCGGACCGGUCUUCUUCGUGAAGCUGCAUCGGGAGAGAACACCGGAUGUGAAUGGCGAGAAUCCGUUCAACGGAACUGUGCAGGUGGAGUUCGAAAGCGAGGAGUCAGCGGUGUCAAUAGUGGCUAUGGAGCAUCAUCUCAUGUGGAAGGACCAGAAGAUCCAAGCGCUGGAACCUCACUUCUGGAACGCCUCGAUGGGCUUCGUUGGUGCUUUUAGUUCGGAGCUGGUUGAGCUUCACCCCAAGACUGCUUGGCGUGGACACCGCGACGCUUUUGCUGCAGCUCAUCUGAUCUUGUCGGGUGGGGACCGGAAUAUGGGCCAGAUCGGGUGGGAGGGCGUUAUGGCAUUGGCACAUGGGCCGCCGCUGCCAGUCGUUUGCUGGUUGGCGCUGGCACGCAGCUGCACGGGAGAUUGGCGUGCAAUGCAGCGGCAUGUCAAGGCCGUCUACAAGGAUGCCUUUGCAACCCAGCGCAGUCUCGAUCGGCUUAUAGCUGAAGAGAGGUUUAGGGCGGCCGUGCUGCGGCUGAGCUGGCUGGCCGGUGUCGAUGCAGAAGAGCUGCUGAUGCCAGAAUUAGCAAACUCUGUCUACAUUUGGGCUCACCUGGGCAAAGCUGCAAAUGCGCCCAAGCCGAGAAGAAGAUCGGAGCACGUGCAGCAGCUGGCCCGAGAAUUCGCAAACGGAGUGGCCACGACAGGGAUCCAGGAAGCCAUGCGCCUUGAGCUCAAAGCAGUCGAGGCUGCUAUCCGCAUUCGCCUGGCCCUGGGUGGAAGCCUCGAGGAGGUCACACUAUUGAACAUGGUGCCAGCAGAUACGCCAGGCAAGCUGGAUGGUCGAGCAUUGAUUGCUUGUACACGGCCGCGUGGGCUGACAGAGGCCACUACCUUAAUGUGGGCCACGCGCCAAGGAGUGCGAUGGGUGCAAGCGAUUCUCCGACUGGGUGCUAGUGCCUCCAAGGUGACUCCAAGUGGCUGGUCCGCGCUUCUCUACGGUGCAGCUUUCGAGUCCCGGAAGAUGACAGCAGAUGGGUCGUCAGAUUCAGGCGAUGCGAGCUACGGCGGUUACCGUCACCGAACGCGCGGCGUUGUUGGCCCUCUGAUCGACGCUGGGGCAGAUCCGAAUGCUCGCACCUUGCAGCUCAAGGCGUACCAGAGCGCCUUCUCCCCAUCACCAUUGGCCUGCCAGUUCGUCUGCGCAUCUGAUAUUGCCUGGGCAGAAAGUGCUGUCAAUUCCGGAAAAGAGCUUGCCAUGGAUGGUUGGAUGGUGAUGAGCGUCAGAACUCGUUUCAGUUCUGCUCAUCCGGGCUUGGAGGAAGAUGCAGAGGAAGCAGCCCGGUACGAGGAACGGGGUCUAGUCUUGCGCUUUGACGACGUUCCUGCGUCGGUGUCGUGGCGAGACUUAAAGGAAGGGCUCUCGCCGUACGGCAGGGUGAGAUUCGUGCGGUUCUGCACCGAGGAGGACAAGCGCUUCGCGCUUGUGCAGAUGAAGGACGAGGAGGGAAUCUUCGCCAUCCUUGGCUGUGCCAAGGAGGAUUCCCCCUCUUCUCGCGGACGAGGGCUUCCUUUGCGUGCAGUGCCGGGCCUGAAUUGGAUUCUGGUACUCGGCCUCGCAGCGCUGUCUCCGUUUGCGAGACAGUACGAAGUAAAGCACCCUGGAGUACGCAGAAUUGUUCCACAGCUCCCAACUCCACACGCCAAUGUGCAAGAAGAAGUGGGCUUAUGCUUAUCGAUCUCGGGUACUGUCAGCCUUUUCGUCUCUCCAAGCUGGGACUCUUCCAGUCGUGGAAGCAACACGGCCGGUUCUGCUUCACUGACGCGGGCCGGUUACAGGGGCGUCUCUAGAAAGGCUUUUGAAGGCUUGUUUGUUGCCAAGAAGCCAGAGAAGACCUCAGAAGCGCAGGCCCCGAAGGCAGAGGCAGGCUCUGGCGGCUCCAGGGGCGGCUCAGGCAAAACGGGUUCGCAAGCUCCGCCCACGUCGCAACAGCGGCAAGCUGCCAGCCGUGCCAGCCCACAGGAUGAGGCAAACGGCAUGUCCAGUUUUGCUGCUCUGAUGCAGAAGAAGCCACCAGGAGUUCAGACCCCGCCAUCUGCAGGGCUUCCCGCACAGACGCGACCCGCCCCACGACCCCCUGUCUCUGCACAGAAAGGCCCUAACGGCUCCGGCUUCACCUCGCAAAGCCCGCCUGUUCCGACACAGACGAGGCAAACCUCAUCAGGCUUUCCGUCAGCAAUGCCGCCCAGCUCGUCAGGGUUUCCUGCAUCCCAUGGCACGCCGUCGGGUUUUCCCAGACAGCCAACUGCAGAGGCCCAGGUGCCGACUGGAUUUCCGUCCCCACCCAAGCCACCAGACAAGCCGCCUAGCUUCCAACCGCCACAACCCCAGCCCAACUCCGCUCCGCCAGUCACAAAGCAUGCAGCCAAGAGCCCAGCGCCCCCGGCACCUCCCAAACACCCCAGACCGAGCCCGCCACCGUCGCAACCCAAGGAGGCCAAAGCGCCGACAUCGUCACCUGGUGUUUCUGACACAUCUGGUGCAUCUUCUCAGCAGACGGCAGGUGCUCCUGUCAAUGGAGCAACAAAGCCGGACGACUCCAGCUUCUACGCCAUUCUUGGAGUGGCUGAAGGCGCAGCUCUGCCAGAGAUAAGGGCUGCAUACCGUCAGGAAGCUCGCAAAUCGCAUCCAGACCUCUUCCGAACGGCGUCGCCCGAGGAGAGGGAGGCCGUCGCAGAGCGCUUCUCGCAGGUCAACAACGCCUUUGACAUCCUGAGUGAUCCCGCCAAGAAGCAAGCCUAUGAUUUGCGAGGUUUGGCUGGCCUCGCAGAGUUUGAGUUCGAUGGUGAGCGAAUAAUCAUGCCGCCACCAUGGCGAGUCCGUAUAGGCCACACAGGGCAUCAUUUCUGGAAGAGGAAGGAGUACUUCGUUGGGUUGAUGAUGGAGACGAUAGACAUCCCCGUUUCGGUGAUCGUGAAAGCUUAUGACGAGGCAACGAAAGAUCCUCCAGGAGUUGGCCAGGCCAUCCUCGUGGAGAGGUGUACAGAGGCCCGUGCGCUCGACAUCACAGAGGAGCUGGAAGAGUACGGGAUCAUGUGCUUGGCAGAGGAGGUUCCGGAUGAAGAGUUUGAAGAGCAAGCAGAUGUCAUCAGCAUCCUUUUGCCGGUCGAGUGCUGGCCGAGUGGUCAUGCUCCCGAGGGCCGCAAGCGGAAGAGACGAAGGCUGGAGACGGAGAAGGCUCAGGUCCCCGAAGCGUUGCCCCCCCGGGGGGCGACGGCCGAGGCCGAGGGCGCGCCGGGACCUCCGCUGCCGGAGGAGGAGAAGCCGUUGGCCGAAUCCGUGGCUGCAAAUCCGGAGGCAAAAGAGGAAGACGAGGACCUUCCUUUGGAGGAGCUGGCGAAGAGCGAAGGCAGUGGCGAGGCCGAGGCCAAGGACGAGGCCGAGUCGGUUGAGCCCGUCGCUGAGGGGGCUGGUAUGGAACUGGACGCGGCAGCAGAGGACGUAUGCUUGCAAUUUAUGUUGGCUUUUUUGGGGGCCAGGGUCGGGCCUACUACGGUUACUACGGACAUGCUCGACCUGAUCACCCUUGUCUCGGCAGUUGGCCUGCAGAAGGAGCUGACAAACAGAAAGCACGGCGAGCCGAUCAUCCGUGAGGAUAACACCGACUUCGUGGCCUCUGCUGCGGAGUCGCUGUCCGCGGCCUUUGACCGCUUCGAGGGCGCUCUCGCACAGGGCGUUGCUCUUGUCCUUCCUGCGGAUAAGCCUGCAAUGCCACCAAAGAAGGCACAGUUGUCCGUGAUCUUGGCGGGUGGUGCAGUUUUCUGUUGCGCUUUGCUUCGUUUUGUCACUUGGUGA
Molecule: messenger RNA, 4470 nt
Organism: Symbiodinium sp. CCMP2592
Lineage: Eukaryota; Dinophyceae; Suessiales; Symbiodiniaceae
Source: the annotation of a GenBank genome assembly